Molecule: messenger RNA, 2618 nt
Organism: Pieris napi
Lineage: Eukaryota; Metazoa; Arthropoda; Insecta; Lepidoptera; Pieridae
Exons: 4
Coding region: 190-1449 (419 amino acids)
Source: RefSeq, a predicted model, not a curated record
GAUAUUAUAAACGAAACUUUUUCCAGUCAUGCGAUUUGAGGGAAGUUUAAAAGUUGUUAUAAAUAUAAAAAACUUUUAGUAUUAAUUAUUUACAAUCAAAAUAGUGUCAAUAUAAUUAAUACCUAAAUUAUAUUAUAGUUGAGGUGCUAAAAACGCCUACUGUGUACUAAUUUUUUUAACUUAGUAGCCAUGGCAUCAGAAAACAAAACUUUGACACAAUUAUCAGUAUUGUUAACAAAUGAAGAACUAAAUAAUGCACUAACAAAAUGGUUUAGGGAACCCACAGAGUUUAUUCAUUGGGAGCAUGUCGGAGAAAUGGGAAAAGGUGAUUCAUAUCUAAGUGAUGUAUAUAGGAUAAAAAUACAUGGAAAUUCAGAUGGCAACUCAAGACAUGUACAACUUAUUGUUAAGACAAUCCCAAAAAACAUAUGCAGACGACUUACAUUCCGUUCUCAUGACUUCUUCAGAAAUGAAAUUAAUUUUUACCUAAAUGUAUUACCAGUUUUACUAAAAUUCCAGUCUAAUAAACAAUUGACUGAACCGUAUGAAAAUUACACAAAUGUAUUUCUAGCUCUCACAGAUGGUAUACAUGAUGUUAUCUGUCUUGAAGAUGUAUCUUUGCAGAAUUAUGGCAACCCGAUACGACAAGAAGGCAUUGAUUAUGAGCAUUGCCAAUUAACGGUUAAAGUGCUUGCUAAGUUCCAUGCGUUGUCUUUUGCCAUGCGUGAUCAAAAACCUGAAGAAUUUGCCAAAAUGAGUAAUGUAUUAACUGAGGUAUAUUAUGAUCCUAAAUAUUGGGAUUGGUAUGAAAAAUUCUGGAAACGUCUUUGCAUUACAGCUAUAGAUGCAGUUGAGAGGGAAUAUCCGAACACCAAUUAUGUUGAUAAAAUUAAAGAAUUCGCGAUACCAGAGCGAUAUCAAGAUAUGAUUAAAGCGGUAAAAGAUAAAACAAAUAGUGUCAUAUCACACGGUGACUGCUGGACAGUUAAUUUCUUGUAUAAAUAUGAAAAUAAACAACCAGUUGAUGCAAAAAUGAUAGAUUUUCAACUAACAAGGUGCGCUAGCCCAGUUUUGGACCUAUCAUUUGCUAUAUAUGCCUGCACUGACCAAAAUUUAAGGGCAAAACACUAUGAUGACUUAUUAAAAGAUUAUUAUGAAGUAUUAUCAAAGCAGAUAGGGGAAAUGGGAAGUGACCCAAAUAAAGUCUAUCCUUGGAGCACAUUUAUGGAAGAAGUAAAGAGGUAUUCAUAUUUUGGACUGGCAUUUAGUUUUGAGUCCACACCAUUUAUAAUUCUGGCACCCGAAGAUGCUUUCAAGAUGGAUCAUGUCACGGGUGAUGAUAAAAGGAACAUUGAAGAAUUUUGGCCCGUUACUCCAAUUAAGACAAAGGCCGGUAGACUGAGAGAAGCCAACAACAUUGUUCACUGUGUUGAUAAAGGUUUUAUAUAAUAAUAUAUAAUUUUAGAUAAUUGCUAUAUUCGUAAAGGUAGGAUUUAUUUAUGUAUUAAUUAAUAUUCGUUUGGGUUAAUUUAUUAUUAAUUAGCGGUUUAGCAGUGGCUUCAGCGUGCGACUUUCAUCCCUGUGGUCGUAAGUUCGAUCCCCGGCUGUGCAACAAUGGAACAUUUCAAUUAUGACAUCACUACUUAUGUAUGCUAUGUGUUUUAGAUAAAAUUAACUAUUAUAAAAAACAUACUAUUAGUUCCUGUGGUUAGUGCGUUUAAUUAAUUUGGUAUGUUUAUGAAUUAGGUUCUUUUAAGAACUGAACAUGACAAAUAGUAUCAUUAUUAUACCAUAGUACAAAAAUACACUAGUAUGACAUUGACAAUUGUGAUUAUAGAGACUAAGUUUAAUAAGAAUUCUUGGCCAUUUGUAUGUAAGGUCUUUUUUUUAAAUAUAUCAUCCUUUUUAUAUUUGUUAUUAAGAAAUAAUAUAGUAGAAAAUAAAUUGUAUUUUUCUUGACAGUAUUAACAUUUAAUAACUAUUACCAUAUUAAUUAUAUUUUUAUUAUGCAAUAAUUUUUAACUAGAAGAUGAGGUUUUUUUGAUAUAAGAGGGGGCAAACAGGCAUGAGGCUCAUCUGAUGUUAAGUGAUACCGCCCCGCCGCUCAUGGACACGCGACUCGCGAGUGCGCUGCCGGCCUUUUCCAAUUGUUAAACGGCAACGCUCUUUUCUUAAAGGACCCUAAGUCGAAUUGGUUCGGAAAUACUUCAGUGGGCAGCUGGUUCUACAUAGUGGUGGUGCGCAGCAAAAACACUCAGUUGUGGAACGAAUAAGAGCCCCGUACCUGGAGAGUAGGUACUGAACCUUGUCCUACAAUUUAAAAAAAAUCUCCUCCGUACUUUAAAUUGCUAUUUAAAUUUGUGGGGAAUUUCUAGUAAUUUUUUUAUCCGACUUGACCCGUCGUCGCCACCUACCGUGAUCACUUAUGUAUGCUCUCUCUCUAGGCUUUUUGGGUAAGAUUUACAGACGAGAAUUAGCACUUUUGGCAUACGGAGGUUUCGAUUCAAAAUCUUAUUCUGAAUUAUCACAAAUUAACAAUUAUUAAGUAACCAUUUGUUUAAAAUUAUGUAACGCACGAUUUAUGUAUCUUCUACUGACAAAUAAAGAUUAUUCGAUAA